AUGUCUAGCCGCACAAGUGAACACGGUCAUCUGAUCAUGGUAUUGGAGGACAUUAUGCAACUUUAUCGUAUUGAAACAACCUAUUUCUUGCACAAAUACCUUAAUGCCCGCACCCGGCUGGCAAAAAGAAAGGUCAUAGACCACGCAAAGCGGUAUAGUAUAUUGAAAAAAAUCCCUACGCAAGUGGAGCACCUAGAUAGACUUGUGCAUGCUAGUGAUACAGAUUGCAUCGCCAAAUUGCGAAUGGACCGCAACACCUUUGGACGGUUAUGUCGUAUACUACAUGCGCGGGGUUGCCUGCGCAUCGGGAGAUGUUUAGGAAUCGAGGAACAGGUUGCCAUGUUUUUGGGGGUACUUGCUCAUCAUGAUAAAAACCGUGUGGUUAAAUUCCAUUUCCUCCGAUCUGGGGCCAAUGUUUCGCACAUUGUGCACAACGUGCUUUGUGCAAUUCUCAGCCUUCACUCGGUGCUGAUUUCCAAACCCACUCCCGUCGCCGUAAACAACACGGAUCAUAGAUGGAAAUGGAUUAAGGGUUGCCUUGGUGCUCUUGAUGGAACACACAUCAACGUACUCGUCAGCAAUGAAGACAAGCCCCGAUACAGAACCAGAAAGGGGCAAAUUGCGACUAAUACCCUUGCCAUGUGUGAUCGGAACAUGCAAUUCGUGUAUCUACUAGCCGGGUGGGAAGGGUGUGCUGGCGACUCCCGUAUUCUUAGAGAUGCAGUUACCCGGUAUAAUGGUUUCAAGGUGCCCCAAGGUUGUUACUACUUGUGUGAUAAUGCUUAUGCUAACAGUAAUGGCUUCCUCACACCAUACCGUGGCGUGCGUUAUCAUCUGAAAGAGUAUGGCCCAGGAACAGAGUCGCCGCAGGAUCCAAAAGAAAUGUUCAAUAUGUGCCAUACUAAGGCAAGAAACAUAAUCGAACGAGCUUUUGCAGUCUUAAAAAUGCGUUGGGGUAUCCUUCGAAGUGCAUCGUUCUAUCCAAUUGAGACUCAGAUCCGCUUGAUUAUGUGUUGUUUUCUACUACACAAUUUUAUUCGGUGGGAGAUGGAGGUUGAUCCGGUCGAAAUGGAGCUUGAUGAUGCUGAUUUGGCGGAGUUGGGCAACACAGAAGAAAACAUAGGCGCUGAUUAUGUGAAUUGUGUCGAGCCAACUGCCGAAUGGACUCAAACCAGGGAGCAACUAGCAAUGAACAUAUGGAUGAAUAGAUAG
Molecule: messenger RNA, 1212 nt
Organism: Salvia splendens (bonfire salvia)
Lineage: Eukaryota; Viridiplantae; Streptophyta; Magnoliopsida; Lamiales; Lamiaceae
Exons: 3
Coding region: 1-1212 (403 amino acids)
Source: RefSeq, a predicted model, not a curated record